Capronia coronata CBS 617.96 is the source of this 1098-nucleotide messenger RNA. RefSeq lists its product as uncharacterized. Gene Ontology annotation, biological process: carbohydrate metabolic process. The record is from RefSeq and is a predicted model, not a curated record. The transcript has a single exon. Bases 1 to 1098 code for a protein of 365 amino acids. NCBI's taxonomy places the organism in Eukaryota, Fungi, Ascomycota, Eurotiomycetes, Chaetothyriales, Herpotrichiellaceae.
AUGUCGUCCACCGACAAGGCCAAUCUUCCCAAAUUCCUUGAGGCAAUGGAGUCAAUCUAUGGCAUAUUCCCAGACGCAACAGACCCUAGUCUUCCCAAAUGGACUCCCCCGCCAGCCGCAGAGGGACAUCGAGGCCGGUACUUGUGGACUGAUGGAUUUGCCGUCGUCAAUUUCUUGACUCUCCACAAACUGACCGGCGAGGUCCGGUACUUGACACUCGCCGCAAACCUCGUAGCCACAGUCCAUGACAUUCUAGGCUACACACGCGAUGGCAACUCCAGGCUUCCUGGUGCUACAGACGACCACCCGCUCAACGGCGGUUUACGCAUUGGGAAAUUGGAAGAGUCAGGUCCGGAUGGUGAUGGACAAUACUUCCACUACCUUACGGUGUGGAUGUUUGCUCUGAAUCGCAUGACCCUUGUCACGGGAAACAAGUGGUACAACGACCAAGCAGUGUCCAUGGCCAAGGCUAUUCUUCCUCACUUCAUGCUCAACGUGUCUUCGAACAGACCUAGAAUGUAUUGGAAAGUCAGCAUGGAUCUCUCCCAUCCACUCGUUACCUCCGAGGGCAAUCUCGAUCCAGUUGACGGAUAUGUGACCUACAGACUUCUCCAAGACAUGAGUGACGACCGUGGAGCUCUCGAAGAUGAGAUUGCUGCCUUCAAGAAGAUGGUCGACACCAAAUGGCGGUAUUACUCAUCGAGCGACACGCUGGAUCUAGGAAUGACCUUGUGGACCGCCCAUUGGUUCAGUGCGGAAGAAACCUGGGCUGCCACCAUUUGCCGUCGGGCCGUCUCUUGUCUUGGGUUUCUGAUGCGUGAUGGCUAUUUCGAGGAGCCAAUAAGCCGGAGGCUAGCAUUUCGCGAAUUCGGCACAGCUCUUGGAGUCCGCGCCGCAUUGCCGCGCUUGGGUGAUGAGGACACAGCAAACACCGAACUCCAAGCCCUGCCGGACCUCAUUUGCAAGACAUGGGAAGAUGAUGGCCUGGUCCCGGUACCUACAAAACAGCUGCAAGGGCGGAUGGCGGAGUUGAUGCCUAUCACGGCGGUCAUGUACGCAUCGGCUUUAGUUCCUGGCCUGAUGUGUCGACAGUCAUGA